Salvelinus sp. IW2-2015 is the source of this 7148-nucleotide messenger RNA. The record is from RefSeq and is a predicted model, not a curated record. Lineage: Eukaryota; Metazoa; Chordata; Actinopteri; Salmoniformes; Salmonidae.
ACACAUUGAUCCUCCAUCCUCUUAGUUGAAUGAAAAAAGUGGGCAGUUCAAGAUUUCAUAUUUGCCCUCACUGUCUCAAACGCUCUCUUUUCUCCCUGUCCUUUUCAGCCGGUCGGACGUACGCGUCCCAUACCUGCAUAGAGUUCCCAGUAUUCUUGGGUACAGUAUUGAACGUCGCAAUAUCCCGCGCGCACUGCACCAAGUGAGGGAGCCGAUGCCGAAAAGACUUCCCAUCCUUUCAACCAAAAAAAUAUUAUAAAAUCCAGGAUUGGACAACCAUUAAUCGAAAUGUUUGUCAAAAUAAUGCGACCAGUAAGGUUCCUCCCCCUUCUGUGCGCAGUUUGCCACCUGACCAUGGCUUUCCCCGCCCAAACAGGAUACUCAGAAGACAACAACCGUCAACUCCAGGUCACCAUCUCCAAGACAACCCCCAUCUUCGCUGCACACCUGGGCGGCUCCAUCACAAUCACCUGUCUGGUGUCCCUGUCACCUGGGCCCCCCUCAUCCUCCUCGCCCCCCAUCCCGCCCCGGAUCAAGUGGAGCGUGUUGCAUGAGGGGGAGCAGGAGGAGACAGAGAUCCUGGUGGCGCGGGGUCAAAGGGUGAAGGUCAAUGAGGCCUACAGAGAACGAGCCUCCCUGGUCAACUUUGCAGACUCGCCUGAGGACCUCUCCCUCUGGUUGGGGGAGCUGCGCUCAAGCGACACGGGGCACUACCGCUGCGAGGUGCAGCAAGGCCUGGAUGACGCCAGUGAUUUCACACAGAUAAAGGUCAAAGGUGUGGUCUUCCACUACAGACACGCCUCUGGCCGCUAUGCAUUUUCGUUCAGUGAGGCCCAGAGGGCAUGCGAGGGCAUUGGGGCACACAUCGCCACUCCCGACCAGCUUCUGGCAGCCUAUUACGAUGGCUAUGAGCAAUGUGACGCAGGCUGGCUCGCUGACCAAUCUGUCAGAUAUCCAAUCCAAGUUCCCCGGGAAGGUUGCUAUGGUGACAUGGAUGGCCGCCCGGGAUUGAGGAACUAUGGGACACUGGAAUCAGAGGAGCUGUUUGAUGUGUAUUGUUAUGUGGAGCAUAUUGACGGGGAGGUGUUCCAUGGCUCUGCCCCUCAGCAGCUGUCAUUGGACGAGGCUCGGGCUUACUGCGAGAAGGAAGAGGCAGAGCUGGCUACCACAGGGCAGCUGUACGUUGCGUGGAGCAAGGGUUUGGACAGCUGCAACCCUGGCUGGCUGUCUGAUGGCAGUGUGCGGUACCCCAUCAUCAUCCCUAGGGAGCGCUGUGGAGGGCCUCAGGCAGGGGUCAAGACUCUGUAUCGCUACAGCAACCAGACAGGCUUCCCUGAAUCAUCCAGCCGCCAUGAUGUUUACUGUUUCAGAGGUAUUGGGAAUCCUCACACUGAUGCCCCCAUGGACUACAUGGCCACUGAGCCAGAGGACAUCGGACAAGAUAUUGUCGUUCUUAUGGAGCCUGCUGAGGAGCUCCAUCUGAGCCAGGAUACCGAGCAAGUGGAGCGAGAGGCCCAGAGUGUCCUGGAAUCCCUCCCUGUCUUCCAGUCGGCUCCUGCUCAGGAGGACCUGCAGGGGACUCCCCCUACUGCCCUGUCAAGCACAGAGGUCCCCCUCACCCAUACAGCCUCUUCCCAGGACAUUCUCCAGCCCUUUGACGAGACUUCACUUCCUGUAGAAGAAAACUACCACUCCCAGCAUGCUACUUCACUACCCAGCACCUCCAGUGAGCCAGAAUCUCUCCAUGAAAGAGACUAUCACUCCCAGAAUUCUAGUCCCAUACCCAGCACCUCCAGUGAGUCAGACUCCCUCCACGAAAGAGACUAUCACUCCCAGAAUUCUAGUUCCAUACCCAGCACCUCCAGUAAGCCAGACUCCCUCCACGAAGGAGACUAUCACUCCCAGAAUUCAACUUCACUACCCAGCACCUCCAGUGAGCCAGACUCCCUCCACGAAAGAGACUAUCACUCCCAGAAUUCUACUUCACUACCCAACACCUCCAAAUUCUAUUCCAUACCCAGCACCUCCAGUGAGCCAGACUCCCCCACGAAGGAGACUAUCACUCCCAGAAUUUCAACUUCACUACCCAACACCUCCAGUGAGCCAGCCUCCCUCACGAAGGAGACUAUCACUCCCAGAAUUCUAGUUCCAUACCCACCACCUCCAGUGAGCCAGACUCCCUCCACGAAGGAACUAUCACUCCCAGAAUUCUACUUCACUACCCAACACCUCCAACUCCUCAACGAAGGAGACUAUCACUCCCAGAAUUCUACUUCACUACCCAACACCUCCAGUGAGCCAGACUCCCUCCACGAAGGAAACUAUCACUCCCAGAAUUCUAGUUCACUACCCAACACCUCCAGUGAGCCAGACUUCUUCCACGAAGGAGACUAUACCUCCCUUCCAUCUACUUCACUACCCAGCACCUCCAGUGUGCUAGACUCUCUCCACGAAGGCAAUUCCAGUCUCUACCAGCUAGUGCUGGAAACAACCCCAGAAUUCCCAGAGCCGUCCUACGAGCCACACAGACAUUACCAGCCGAUGCCAGAGAUGAACCCGGAGGAACCUGACUACCAACAGUCAGGAUCUUCCAAGCACUUCCAGCCGAUGCCAGAGACCAAUCUCGAGUUGGAUCAAGUGGAAGCCAACUACAGCACAACAGGAGGUAACCAGAGUCAUCGGGAGAAUACAAAAGAAACUACCACAACGGCCUUUGAACCCAUUGAGAAUGCUACCGAGGCACGUGGCCGUGCCACAGAGAGAAGACACAAAGAGAUGAUCGUGGGAGAGCCUGAGGAGACAUCCAUCUCGACCGAGUCCCCGGGAGAGCUUGAUCCCCGCCCAGCAUGGUCUACCCUCUCCCCCCACGCAAAGGCAACCUCAGUGUGGUCGCCCCUGGAUGGAUCUGGAGAUGUGUCCCAAGAGAUAGAACUAGGUGUCCACCAGGAAAUCCAUACAGACAGAUCCCCCACCUCCUCCUCCUCCUCCUCCUUCACCACUCACAUGUCUGCCACCCCUGGAGUCACCAGCAUCCCCAGUGAGGAGCAGACAGGAGUUAUGCAUUCAAGCAGCAUCUUAUCUGGACCGGAUCAUUCUGAGYAGCUGGGACUGGAUGUGUACUCCACAGUAGGCCAUCCACAAGUAACCUCGCAGGGAACUUCCUCCACUAGGCCGGAAGGCCGCACCAGUCUAGAUUUUGAGGGUAUCGUCAUUCCAGAGAGAUUGGUACCUUCAGGAGAAGUGGAACUGGCACCAGGGGAGUCUGAUGAGGAGCACCUGGGGUCUGGAGAGGGCAUAGCCACUACCGAGUCUCCAGACCUCUCCACCACCUCCCAGCUGCCRGUCGAGUUUACCACUAUGGGCUAUSAAACAACGACCAUGUCCAGAAUAGAGAUGGAUCCCACAACCACGGACCCUGAAGAAGACGGAAGUGGACAUGAGCCAAGCACCGAUGAACCAUCCCUGGGAGAAAAAGUUACCGUCUUCCCCCUUGAGUCGCAAACAUCCAGCUGGGAUCUGCACCGCACCACCUCUGCACCCCAAGAUUCUCAGGACGACCUUGAAUACAGCGGGGAACCCCUUUCCACCUCUUCCCAGACAGAUCUUCCAGACUCCUCAGAAGAACCUGAUCUGUUUGGGUCAGACUCCUUGUCCACCUCAAGUACGGGUCCCACCGCAGCCACCAUGUCCACAUCCACCAUGUACACCUCCACAGAGUGGGCCACACAGACCUGGAGCCCCAUCACCUCCACGACACAAGGUCCCCCAGAAAUAUCUGAGCCGGAGAGGGUGACGGCUCUUAUGCCCCCCGUGGAUCAGGGCCGGUUGGAUCUGGAAUUCGGCCUCACCCAGCCACCCACCCUGCUCAUGUUGCCCAAUGAGAGGGCUGCCGUGGGCAGUGCCAGGAAGAUUUCAGAUGCCUGUCUGGAGGACCCCUGUGCCAACGGCGGCACCUGCGUUGAGAUGGGCGGGAGCACCGAAUGCCUCUGUUUGCCCAGCUAUGGAGGUGACCUCUGUCAGACAGAUCUGGAGCAGUGUGAGGUGGGCUGGCAGAAGUUCCACGGGAACUGCUACAAGCACUUCAACCAGCGGCUGAGCUGGGAGGUGGCGGAACAGCACUGUCGCAUGGUGGGGGGCCACCUGGCAUCAAUCAUGACARCUGAAGAGAAGGACUUCAUUAACAAUAACUUUAAGGAGUAUCAGUGGACUGGACUGAACGACAAGACCAUCGAGGGGGAUUUCCACUGGUCCGAUGGCAACCCAUUGCUCUAUGAGAACUGGUACAGGGGCCAGCCUGACAGUUACUUCCUGUCUGGAGAGGACUGUGUGGUGAUGGUAUGGCAUGAUUCUGGGCGCUGGAGCGACGUGCCCUGCAACUACCACCUGGCCUACACCUGCAAGAAAGGCACCUCUUCAUGUGGCCCUCCCCCCAAAGUCCGGAACGCAUCCGCGUUUGGCAAGAUUCGCCAGAGGUACGAGACAGACGCCGUUGUGCGCUACUACUGUGCCCAGGGCUUCCAGCAGAGACGAAACCCUCUGGUCGUGUGCCUGCCGGGUGGCAAGUGGGAGGAGCCCCAGAUCCUCUGCAUCCCUGGGGCAGGAAGCACGGCACAGACAGUAGGAGUAACAUCACUAACCACAGGAAGCCAGGAGCUGGCUGAAGAGGAAUCACAAACAACAAAGGAAACACCUCAAUACUGGGACAUCAAGUGGAACUUUUAAAUUCCAUACCAUGUCCCAGUACACUUCAAGAGUUUCCUUUCCUCAUUGACCAGAGAUCUGAAAUGGCUUAACAGGUAAAGGCAAUAGGGUGAUCUUGAAGGAAAGGAGACAAGGAAAGAGUACUGGGACACAGGGUCAGUCAAGCAUAACCUCUUACAUUCCUACUGUCCUCCCUAAAGCACAUCGAUUUGAAUCUGUUGUUGGGAUAGCCUGGGCUUGAAGGUCUCUUGUAGCCCUACAUAGGAUGCAAUGAAUUGCAAUGUUGUUCUAGAAUGCUAUAAUACAGAACCCAGAACAUAUUCUGUGAAAAUCCUAUCACUGAGGCAUAUCUAUAAUCAGUAACUCCUUGUCCGUUCAUUUGGAUUUUAUAAUGUGUGGAUCUGUAAAUACACUUUCCUCCACACCGGCACAUAACCCCAGGUGUGGUAGACAGACAGUGGUAGGAUAUGCAGUCUUGAGCACUGUCUAUCACAGGUGAAGUCUGGUGCCGGUUUGGUUCAGACGGUUUCUUUAAAGAUAUCCACACUUUGGACAAUCCAGAAGGAUGGACAAGGAGAUGUAGAUGUGAAUUCAGUAAAAGGAUUAUUGGAAACAGGUAAACCGAUGGACUUUUCGCCAGAUAUGUUCCGGGCUCCACAUUGUAGCUAUCUAGGAUGCCAUUGCAUUCAAUGUGCGGGGUCAUCUGUAAGCCCAGGUCUCUUGUUGGUUUUAAACAGGCCUCAGCACGCUAAUGGUGUUCAGUGAUCUCAUCUCCAUAAUGUAUCAUGUCAGUUCUCAAUCAUUGUUUAUUGACUAUUAUUGGCAAAUCAACUUAUAAAUCCACCCAUAAUAUUUUCAACAACAGCUGGUCUGUUUGCAAUUCCAUUCAUAUUCCAUCAGCUAAGGACUACCUGGGGUCUGUUCAGGAGGGUGCAAACGUUACAGAAUGUUCAGAUAGAAAUGUAUUGUGUAGAAUAGAUAUGAUUGCCCAGCCUGGCAUCAGAGCCGCACAGAAUAUAAUUGUGUAGUUCUGAGCACCUCCAAGAGGUAUGAUCCCUACAGUCUAGCAAUCCAAAGGUUGCAUGUUCGAGUCGCGUCGGCAUUUUAGCUAACCUUUCCCCUAACCCUUAUUCUAAAGUUAACCCAAUUCACCUGCUAUGUAAAUUCACCUAACCUUUGUCAUUUUAGUUCUCCUAACCUUUGUAGUUAGUUCCCGUAACCACCGAUUUAAAUUGUCCCUGUAAUUGUCCUUUGUUGUUACAGCGCAACAAGCAACGUGGUCUCAGACAAAGACUUGCAAUACUAUAUGUCCUCCAAGACGUAUGAUAUUGUACGACCACUAUUUUAUUCGUAAUGUAACGUAAUGUAUCAUACUGAAUUGAGUGUCACAGAUUUACGUACAGAUUCAUACCAAUUGCCCUGACACCACGUUGGAUUGCCUGUAGACUCGGGACUUGGGACUACGACUGUAGUUCUAUAAGUAAUAUUUCUACCUGCAAUGAUUUGAACUUUUCAUCUUAUUGAGUACACUGCAGGACAGGUGAGUCAUUAUAGGGAUGUCUGGUUGAGUGUUGACUCUGUGGUCUAAAUGAACCUGUCCCACAUCACUACCCCUAUGUCCUUUAUGAGUCCCCUUCAUAAAACGAAAAGGACUGCAUAGGUGUACGCAAUAUGAUGGAAACUCCACCAAGCCUACCAGAGAGCUAGGUGUGGCUAUUACCACAUUGCUGAUACCAAUACAAAUAUUUCAGAUGCACGAGGUGACUUAACAAAGUCUUCGGAAUGGAAGGAAUAGUUGGUUUGGAAUUGGGGCAGAAAAUCCCUGCGCUCUUAGGAACCCAUAUCAACUCUUGAACUCAGCAUUAUUUCCAUCUCAACCAUCUCACAACCAUAAGCCUUCUUAGACUUUUGUCAUCAACAGACUUCAUAUGAAGAAUGGUGCUAGCUCCCUUGCGUAUGAUACCUGCAUGAAGUACAUUUCAUUUUUGAAGUCGUUAAGAAUGAAACUGGCAGGUUUGUGCAGCAGGAUGUUAGAAAAUAAAACAACUCCAGACAAGCUUGUUUAUUAAGUCAAUUCCAUUAUCGAAGUAGAAUUUACAUUUCUCACAGUGGUCAUAAUUAUUUUGGGGUGAAAAAGGCUAGAGUGAGUGAGUAGCAUGCAAAAGAUUUGACCAUGGUGACGAUGCCAUUACUGUACUUAUCAAUGAUAUUAAUUUUGUCUCAAAGUAUAUUUUAAUUACUGUCCACUCUUCCCUCUGAUAGAUGCCCUACAUUUUACUGACACAGUUCUAUGAAAAGCUUUAUGUUGUAAUAAAGUUAUUUUUUAGAAUAAAGCAAGGAUUUAAUGAGUAUUAACCACACAGCCAUUAUCGGAAAUUGUAUUUGUUUGUUCUUUAUUUGCUUCGGUUUUUAUAAGCAUCUUUUACGGUAAUACUGUUCCUUUAUAA